AGACUGUUUACGCUUUAGACACGCUCUCUUCCAAUUCUUCAUUUCUUAAAAAGAACUACUCAAUCGCCAAACUAGCCGUUCUCUCUCUCUCUCUCUCUCUCUGAGCUUCUAACUGCUUCUCUGCUUCCUGUAGCUGAAAUUAUGUAAAGAAAAGUUAAAGAACAAAGCUCAAGUUCAAGCUAAUUUCUGGGUUUCGUAGAUUUAGCAGUAGGGAAAGAGAGAUACAGAGAAGGAAAUGGCUACGUGCAGGGUAUUUGCUGCUGUGUUCCUCGUCCACAUUUGGGUGCUAGCAAGCUUAUGCUCAGCUGGAGAUCCAUACGUUUUCUACAACUUUGAGGUGUCUUACAUUACUGCUUCACCUCUUGGCGAACCGCAGCAGGUUAUUGCUGUAAAUGGCAAGUUCCCAGGCCCUACUGUAAACGUGACCACCAACGACAACGUGGUUAUCAAUGUUAGGAACAAAUUGGAUGAACACCUCCUUUUGCAUUGGUCUGGAAUUCAGCAGAGGAGAAGUUCAUGGCAAGAUGGGCUUCCUGGCACAAACUGCCCAAUUCCACCAAAGUGGAACUGGACUUAUCAGUUUCAGGUCAAAGAUCAAGUUGGGAGCUUCUUUUACUUCCCUUCGCUCAACAUGCAGAGAUCUUCUGGUGGAUUUGGAAGCUUCAUUAUCAACAACCGAGCCGUCAUCCCGAUUCCUUUUGAUACGCCACAUGGAGACAUUGUCAUUACAAUUGGUGAUUGGUACAAGAGGAAUCACACGGCUUUGAGGAGGGCCCUUGAUGCAGGGAGAGAUCUGGGGAUGCCAGAUGGAGUUCUUAUCAAUGGCAAAGGCCCCUACCAAUACAAUACAACCUAUGUUCCGGAUGGCAUUGACCAUGAAACAAUCACAGUUCAGCCAGGAAAAACAUACCGAGUUAGAGUUCACAAUGUCGGAGUAUCGACCAGCUUGAAUUUCAGGAUCCAGAACCACAACAUGCUCUUAGCAGAGUCAGAAGGGUCAUACACAGUUCAACAGAACUACACUAGCUUGGAUAUACAUGUUGGACAGUCCUAUUCUUUCCUGGUCACCAUGGACCAGAAUGCAAGCAGUGAUUACUACAUCGUGGCAAGCGCCAGAAUGGUCAAUGAGACAACAUGGAGAAGGGUGACUGGUGUCGGCAUCUUGCAUUACACCAACUCCAAAGGGAAAGCAAGUGGUCCCUUGCCCGCUGCGCCUCAAGAUGAGUUCGAUAAGACUUUCUCCAUGAACCAAGCUCGAUCGAUAAGGUGGAAUGUUUCUGCGAGUGGAGCUCGUCCCAACCCGCAGGGCUCAUUCAGGUACGGUUCGAUCAACGUUACGGAGGUGUAUGUGCUGAAGAACACGCCGCCAGUGCAGAUUAAUGGGAAGAAAAGAGCGACGCUUAGUGGGAUAUCAUUUAUCAAUCCUGCUACUCCAAUUAGGCUUGCUGAUCAGUUCAAAGUGAAGGGAGUUUAUAAACUAGACUUCCCGAAUAAUCCGCUUACUGGACCACCCAAGUUGGAGACUUCAGUCAUUAACGGCACGUACAGAGGUUUCAUGGAGGUCAUUCUUCAGAACAACGAGACCAGGAUGCAGAGCUAUCACCUUAGUGGAUAUGCUGUUUUUGUUGUCGGGAUGGACUAUGGAGAAUGGUCUGAAAACAGCAGGGGCACCUACAACAAGUGGGAUGGCAUUGCCCGCACAACUGUGCAAGUUUACCCUGGAGCAUGGACAGCAAUCCUGGUAUCGCUCGACAACGUUGGAGUCUGGAACCUGCGAUCGGAGAACCUGGACUCAUGGUACCUCGGACAAGAAACGUAUGUGAGAGUUGUGAAUACCGAGGAGACGAACAAGACCGAGUUCCCCAUCCCUGAUAACGCACUCUUCUGUGGAGCCCUUAGCAAGAUGCAGAAGCCACAAGACAUCUCUUCUGCAGCAAGACUGCUCAUCAAAGGCAGCAACUUUAGCCUACUGAUCACAUUGUUGUACUUGGUAUCUGCGGCAAUCUCCAUCUUCAGUUGAUUUUGCUUCGAGAAGUCGGGAGUCUAUCUAGUCUAGUCUGGUAUUCGGUGUGCUUGAUUGAGGGCUUGUUUUGUUCAUGGCGGUCUGCAGGGUUAGUUGAGACUCAAGAGUGGGGAUUGAGGGGUCUGUAAGUUCUAGUGGGUGGGUGUUGAUAACAAAAGAUGUUAAAUUUCCUAUUAUUUUUCAGGGAUCUCCAUGAAUUUUUUACUUGUAAUUUGUCCUAGCUUCUUUCAUUUAUUGGGAUCUGUCUAUUCUUUUAAAUCAAAUGCAGGUAAUCUA
Molecule: messenger RNA, 2299 nt
Organism: Linum trigynum
Lineage: Eukaryota; Viridiplantae; Streptophyta; Magnoliopsida; Malpighiales; Linaceae
Source: the annotation of a GenBank genome assembly